Molecule: messenger RNA, 9085 nt
Organism: Acipenser ruthenus (sterlet)
Lineage: Eukaryota; Metazoa; Chordata; Actinopteri; Acipenseriformes; Acipenseridae
Product: TLR4 interactor with leucine rich repeats
Exons: 1
Coding region: 535-2829 (764 amino acids)
Cellular component (GO): extracellular matrix
Molecular function (GO): protein binding
Source: RefSeq, a predicted model, not a curated record
UUUCUUGGUAUUUUCUAAAUCUGCCUUCCGUCCAGAUUUCUACCUCUGAGGUUGAUGCUGGAUGAAAUAGAAUGUCCGUUUGUGUGUGUGUGUGUUUUGUUUUGCCAACAUGAUCAUUUAAUAUUUAUAUUCAGUUUACAAUCUGUGCAACUGCUUUUCUUUUAUAGCUAUCGGGCCAUAACACUUUUUUUUUUAAGUUUCUGGAGUGGGGGAGGGGUUUCUUACUGGUAAACUGAGACUACUCUGCAGAUGCGUGUGUUUCUGUAGACUACCACUUGGGGAGUCCAGUUUACUUUGCCUUAAACAGAGAGGCUAGAUUGCAAAGUGAAUGUUACCUUUUUUUUACAUCAUCGUUUAGCACUGUAGCACUCUCCACUCCACAGCAACAGAUACCAGGUAUUAAACUGACAGUCUCCUGCGGUUCAAAGACGAUUGGUGAGAAUGUGAUUAUCUCCAUAUCGUGAAAAAGAAAGAUUACACAGAAUAUAAAGGAAUGCAGAAAAGUUUUGAAGCUAGUUUCUUCUACUUUUGGGAAUGGCAAGCCUGUGGACAAUCUGGUGUGUACUCGUCUCCUUCAUCUGUUCUGCAAAGUCUCUUUGCCCCGAUCGAUGCGACUGCCAGCACUCUCAACACCUACUGUGCACAAACAGGGGGCUGCGGACACUGCCCAAAGCAACCAUCCAGAAUCCAGAAGAAAUCCUCAUCUACAGCCUCGGAGGUAAUUUUAUUAAUAAUAUCUCUGCUUUUGAUUUCACCCGCUUCAGCCACUUGGUAAGACUGGACUUGCAGUACAAUCAAAUCCAGUCAAUCCAUCCAAAAACAUUUGAAAAACUUUACAGAUUGGAGGAGCUUUAUUUGGGAAAUAACUUGAUACCUAACAUUUCCUCCGGCACUUUAAUUUCUCUGAAGAAAUUACGAAUUUUAUAUGUUAACAGUAAUGAGAUAAAGAAACUUACCGAGCACUCGUUUGCGAACCUGGACAGCCUAAUCAAACUGAGGUUAGACGGCAACUCGAUAGAAUUCUUGCAGGAUGCACUUUUUAACCGUUUGCCUAAUUUACUUUACCUCCAAUUAGAAUCUAAUAAAAUAAGAUACAUUCAUAAGAACGCCUUUGCAAAUUUGGGAAAACUCCGAUUUCUGAAUCUCUCAGGUAACAAGCAAACAACACUUCGAAAUGUUUUCACUUUUAGUCAACUAAAUUCUCUAACCAAUUUGAUACUUUCCGAAAAUGAAAUUCACCACGUUGGAAACCGUGUCUUUCAAAACCUUCAAAAGCUCUCUAAACUUUCCCUGAACAAUAAUAAGAUAUCGCACCUAGGUACUGAAGCUUUCAAAGGACUGUCUGGUUUAAAGGAAUUGCUGAUGAACGGAAAUCUGCUCACAGACAUCCCAUUGGGACUGCUUGAUCCACUGGAAAAAAUUGAGGAACUGGACUUUAGUAGUAAUCUAAUCUCUCAUGUGCGCCCUAAUGCAUUUAAAGAGUUAAAAUUUUUAAAAGUUGUAAACCUGAACAACAAUGAGCUAACAUCCCUUUCUGGUGAGAUUUUUGCAUUUAACCAUGUUCUUUAUAGCCUGGAUUUAAAUAAAAAUAACUGGACCUGUGACUGUAGACUUCGUGGUUUUAAACAGUGGAUGAAUUUAGUGCACACUCAUGGCAAACUCCUGACAGUCUUUGUCCAGUGCCAUCAUCCUCUUGUUUUGAAAGGGAAGUAUUUGGACUAUUUAAACAGUUCACAGCUACAAUCAACAGGUAACAACUCUGAGGCAUGUUUGUUUUCACAGUCAGAGUCAAUAGACCGCCUGACCCCUGGUGUUAAAGACAAACAGAAAUCUGCAGAGCAGCUAAACAUACAGGCAGACCAAGGAGGUCCUGGGGAACCAGACAAAGGGACUGCAGAAAAAACUAAAAGAAAAAAGGAGGCAGUCAACCACAGAGCACGUCAUGUAACAACCACAGGGUCAGUUCUAGUGAAGGAUGCAGCAACUGCUGGAAUACCUGAAAGGGCAAGGUCAGUUGGAAACCCUGGUGAUAAAAACUUGACCAUAAAGACCAUAGAAGGGGUUCCAAUGGUUUCCUUUGCCCAACCAACAUCAUACCCUGACCAAGCUAAAGCUGAGAAGUUCAACUUACUUCAGCGAGAUAACAGGAGACUUCCAGUGGUGACAGACCCAUGCGAGUUUAACAGACACUUUAUACUUAACAUUACGGCAGAGAAAGUGGAGUCCACGACAGCCACCAUUCAGUGGAAGGUUUUGGAUCACCAAGGCCCAAAGCAUUCACAAAUACAUUUCAGAAUCCUUUUUGAUAGGUUUGGCCAGCCUGUGAGGUUUCACCGGUUUAUUUACAUCCGAGACCAGUCAAACUCAGUCACUCUGCAGGAGCUGAAAGAGGACACCACCUACAUGGUUUGCAUUGAGAGUGUAAUUGCAGAGCAAGUGUGCCAGGUCGCCUCCAGGGACCACUGUACAGGGGUGGUGACUCUCCCUGAGGAGAAAAGGGCUGUGGAUUUCCAGCUGUUAACUGUAAUCAUGCUGGGCGUCAAUGCUCUGCUUGUGUUUUUGGUGUUGUCAGUGUGGAUAUCAAGGUUACUCAGGAAAAGGCUCAACAGAAGGAAGUCUGCGGUACAUGUCCGACAAAUGUACUCAACAAGGCGGCCCCUGCGCUCCUUAGGCACUGGGGUGUCUUCUGAUUUCACUGGGUACCAGUCAAAUCGUCCUCGAAAUACAAUGUGUGCCAUUGAUGAGGCAGACCUCAUUGAGUUCCCCUGUGACCGGUUUCUUGACAGCAAUAUCAGAAGAGAAGAGGCAAUGCAAAGAUUCUCUGAUUAGGCUUCAGGACAAAGGCCCUUCUUGUGUCUUUCCUUGGUCCUAUUUGAAGCCUGAAUAACAGUAUUGUUGAUGUCCUCCAAUGUAGGCCUCAGUCAAAUAUUUAUGUUUGGCUUUCCAUACAAUGAGGCCAUAUUCUUAAACCCUUUAGGACUGUUUUAAAGAAAGUUUUGAAGGACUCUUUUUUUAUUUUGUUUUUUUACAUUCCAUUAGGUUAAACAGUGCUUUGAAAAAUGCAAAUAAAAUAAUAAAUACGUUGUCUUAUAGAGAACUGAAAGUUUAAUGAAUAGAAAACUUUAAUUAAUCAAAAUGUGCUUUAAAAAAACAGUUCUUAAAAUAUUUCUUAUGUAGUCCUGGACAUUGUUUUUUAUCAGCCCUUUAAAUUGAGUCUCUUGAUAUCAUGGAGUGAAAGUGAUAAAUCAGCAACAAGCUGUGCUCUGAUUUUUAAAGGAUAUCAGCAACUAUCCUGACCCUACUAAGCUCCAAAAAAUGUUUGACCCUGCAGAACUGUGGGCAGUGUUAAGCUCCUCAAGGGUUUGACCCGACAGAAGUGAGGGCAGUGUUUAACCCCUCAAGGGUUUGUAAGCUGAAACGUGGUCUGAUGUAACAAGACAGUGAGUUGCUGCUGGGGUUUUGUUUAUUAAACAAUGACAGGCUCAAGUUGAAUUUACUUUCAAAUAUAACAUUAUUGUAUGUAUGCAGUGAUUGUAUUACUUUUUUAUAUAUAAAUGAAUGGUACCGUUGUGUUGUUUUUAAUAAGUAGGUUGUUUUUAAUACAGUAAAAAAACAAAUUAAAGGAUUUAUACUAUGCAGCCCACUUGGAAAUCCAAUAUGUGUUGCAUACAUGUCCUGCUCAUUUAUGAACAUGUGACGUGAGAUUCCUUUCAUAUUUGUUUUCAAUAUAUGAUGUUCUACCUUCCACACUUGGGAUAUCCUGCCCUCCAGUAUAGUGUAUAUGCUAUCCUUUUGAUAAUUGGCUUCUAGAACCUUACUGACCCAUGAUACAAAGUGCUUGUCAACAUUUGGAGCCUGUAGAAUUAAAACAUUUGCUGGCAGAUUGUGAAUAUUAUUCAGAAAUCAAAACUUGUCAAGAAUGGACUUAAAUCUGAUUCUUGUGUAUGCAUGUAUGAUAAAGAACAAAAGCCAUGUGUAAUUUAUAGUAGGGCCUUCCUGCAAUGUUCUUAUACAUAGCUGUUGUGUGACAUACGUACAGAAACAAAGCACAUUAUUAAGCCUUUAUUAAAAUGUUUUAGAAACAAUCCUAAUUUUCUUGGAAGUUUGUCCCUGUUUCAUAAUGCAUUUAGGAGUCGAUGUAAAGAUACAUACAAAGUGAUUUGCGGCUGCAAAACACCCAUAUUGCUGCCAAAAAAUGUGUUUAGUUGGUGUAAAGUGGGACUUUAGCGGUCACUAAAAAUUUGGUGUAUAUAAAGAAUGGUUUCCACCUGGAUUUCUGCACCUACUAUCAAAUUAGCACUUUGCCAUCUUAAUCAUUUUAAAUAAUAUUGAAAUGUAUUCAAAUGAAGAAAAGAGCAAGGAAUUGGGUGGAAUCUGGAAUACUAAAAACCAUUAUAAUGAGAUGUUGCAUUUGGGCAAUUGCUGACCCUCCAAAAACUUUGCACCUCCUCUGACAAGGUGCAAACCUAGUAGAAAUGAGUAAUUAAGAGCUGUAUAAAACCACACACCUUCAGAGACCUGUCACUGGCCUCAGGAUGGCUGCUGUGGUACACUUGAUGUGGUGACGCUUGGCUCUUGUUAAGGAGAGGCAGGAAAACCUUUGGAGGAGAAGGGCAAGACGGAGAAGAACCUGCAUAUUCAAACCCAGGGUCACCUUGUUUGGGAUGGAUUGUCCUCUCUGCUUGCCUCUCCAGCGGUGUCAGCUGUGAUGUGGAUGGCGACCCUCCUCCUGUUCCUGCUGCAUGCCUAUUGCUGUGUUGCGGGUUUUGCUUUUGUUUGCCGCUGCAGGUCAUGCCACCUUUUCAUCACCUGGUUGACUGUCUUCCUGGUAACACCAACAGCAUUGACUUUCUCCACUAUAGAGGACCAUAUGGCGUCUUUUUUAGCAUAACUGAUGUUGGCUGAGGCUUUUCCAAAUAACUCAAUUUCAUGCUGAGUGACCUCAGCCGUAAGGACUUUCAGCUACUCCUCAGAAAACUUUUAUUUUUCAUGCGCCAAGAGGACUUUGUUGCCCUUCCUCUGACAUAUUUUUUUGUUUGGUUAGAUUUUCAUGCUCCACAAAUCUCAUACAGCGCCUACUGCUCUCUGUACACCUAACUCACCUCACCUCUGGACUGUAAGUGCAGCCGCUAAAUAGCCCAAUGCACUCAUUGAGACCCUCAUUAUCAUGAUUGCAGCUCAUUAUUUGUGCCUGUUUAGUAAUUUGCAUUGCUUUUAAGCUUACAUAUGCCACAAUGCAAAAUAAUUGCCUGGCAGCCGCACUUGUUUUCACUAUGCCUUUCCUUACAUUAGCCCCUUAAUGUCCUUUACUUGUUUACUGCAGCUGUGAACAACAUGGGAAUACUUUUUAUACAAUCCAUUUCAAAACCCACUUGGAGCCAGUUUAACUAGAGCGUUUUAUUUAGAAAUGUAAUACACUCUCUUUGUGUAGAUAUGGCUAUUGUAUAAUUUUUCAGGGCAGUAAUACUGACAUAAAAUAAACCACUGUUAAGAGAAAACGUAUGCAAGUAGUUUUGCUUUUUUUGUCCCCCCGCUGAAAUGAAGCAGACCAGCUUUAACAUCACAUAGUAUGUUGGGGCAGUGUGGUUAACUGUAUGUGUGGUCCCGGGAUGACAUUAUGUUAUUAUAAACAGUGGUAAGGCUAGGAUAGUUCUGCGCUGAGACUGUAAAUAAACCUUUCUUGCUAAGUGUUUUUAGUUCUCAAAAGCAACAGGAAAGCACAAGAGAGAGUACGACACAGUUUGAGAAUUUUACAUACAAUAACAAGAAAGUGGAUGCAACUUUUUGAAUAUUUUUUAGGAAAACUUGAAGAAACAAAUACACUAAACUGAUUUUAUUACAGAAACAGAAGUUGGAACGAUAUUUCCAUUAGACAUGUCAUUGACGAUGCCUUCCUUUACCAGAUGAGAUAACAAUGUUUCAUUGAUACUAAAAUGACAAUUCCAUGGCUUUGUACAAGGGAACAAUGGUAGCACAAGAAUGCCUGCACUUGCAUGUUAUGAGAGAGAGUUGUAAUGCACACUGGCAAUCUAUCCUGGUACCAUAUCAAAAUCACUCAGCAUGCUACUGCUGAGUUUGGACCACUGUGACCAUUGUUUCAAAUCCAUUGUGUUGUCAUUGCUUCUGCUAAUGGAUCUGUCGAGGUUGCAUGUUGAAUGCUUUUACAUUUUCCUUACAAUCUUUAUAUAUUUUGUUGCCCCUAACCUUAAAAUAUGACAUUUAUAUAGCUUCUGAUCCUUAUAACAAGACUUUGUAGCUUAGAACUGCUUGCAACAACACCACACAUUGGCAGAUCUUAAUGCAGUUGCCAUAACAUUUAUAAAUCUGUUUUUGUGGACUUUGAUUUAUUGUAGUUAAAGAGCGCUGGUAUUUAGAUCCAUCAUAAAAGGCAACUUAGUAUAGGUCUGAGAACACCGUGUAACAAUUUUUUUUUUUUUUUUUGGUUCCUGGGUAGUAAGUGUUAUUUCCUAAUUGCUUAUGCCUCAAAAGUACAGAAAAUGGCUAUUAUUCACCACAAACUUUGCUUUUGUGACAAGGACAGUGAUAUUUUGAAAUUUACCUAUUUUCCAAAACAUUCCAGAUAGAUUCAGUGCUGAGUAAACUUGGAGUAACUUCUAGAACUUUCCAGUAAUAUAAAUAGUAGUAUAGAUACAGGGGCCUUAAGCCCACCAGUUCAGUUUAGUUCCAGCUGCCUAAGUGGAUACAUAUCUGCAUUUCUCUGAGAUGGCAUCAAGGUCAUAGGAGACUUCAAAAUGGUGGCAUUCCUGAUGGGUCUCCAAGGCGGUUUUACCAAGUUUCCCUGCUAUCUUUGCCUUUGGGACAGCAGGGACACCAAGGCGCACUACCACAGGCGGGACUGGCCACAGUGGACCGAGUUCUCUGUGGGGAGGAACAACGUCAAGUGGGAGCCACUGGUGGACCCCCGGAAGGUGCUGAUGCCACCACUGCACAUCAAAUUGGGCCUUAUGAAACAAUUUGUCAGAGCUCUAGAUAAGGAGUCGGCAGCCUUCAAGUACCUUCAAGAUUUCUUCCCUAAGCUGUCUGAGGCAAAGGUCAAAGCCGGUGUCUUCGUCGGACCACAGAUAAAGAAGAUCCUGGAGUGCAAUGAAUUCCCCAAGAAGCUCACUAGUAAGGAGAAAGUGGCUUGGAACAGCUUUGUCGCAGUGGUUCGGGGCUUCCUGGGCAAUCACAAGGCCGAAAACUAUGUGGAGCUGGUUGAGACUCUGGUGAAGAACUACGGCACAAUGGGCUGUAGGUUGUCCCUCAAAGUCCAUAUCCUUGAUGCUCAUCUUGAUCAAUUCAAGGAGAACAUGGGAGCGUACUCAGAGGAGCAAGGCGAGCGCUUCCACCAGGAUAUACUGGACUUUGAACGCCGCUACCAAGGACAGUAUAACGAGAACAUGAUUGGAGACUACAUUUGGGGGCUGAUUCGUGAAAGUGAUUUACAGUAUAAUCGUAAAUCUCGAAAAACUAGUCACUUCUAAAUCUUUUGUAGUCAUUUUUGUAUUACUUUAGUAUAAAUACAUGUUAAUUUUGAUUCAUGUUGUUUUAUUCUGACUUUAUGUGAACGAAAAGACACAAAUUCGCCCGUUUUCUCAUUGGAAAUAGGUAAAUUUCAAAAUAUCACUGUCCUGGUCACAAAAGCAAAGUUUGUGGGGAAUAAGAGCCAUUUUCUAUACUUUUGAGGCAUAAGCAAUUAGGAAAUAACACUUACUACCCAGGAACAAAAAUUGUGUUACAUAGUGGAAUCACUCUGAAAAUCAUUAAAUUAUUCAGUCAUCACAUCCUGGUGCCUCAUAGUUAAAAUCACCUGAGGCAUCUAUAGAGCUCUCAAACAUUUCUUUAAUAUAAGUACAGCUGGUAGAGUAUAAUCACUACUCGCAGCCCUGCUAAAUUCUAUCUUCAGUGGAUGAAAGAAAUACCACAUUUCUUCUAUGUGGUAUUACUGAUGCAUUUCUGCUUGCAACAAAGUACACAUUUUAAGGGCACUGAUAAAUUAGAGUUGCUAUUAGCUUCAGAUUGAUAAUCAUCAAUGACAAUCAUGAUAGAUUGAUAUAAAUGCUAUGCAAUAUGUUUUGUUAUUGUUUUAAGAAUACAAAACUAAGCUAAUGUAAAAUGUGUCUUCAAAAGUGUUUAUUGUGUGUAACUUGGUUGAGUGUUAUUGUUUUUAUAUAGACACACUUGUAAAAUAUAUUCAGUCUUUGUAUUUUUAUUUGUAGUUUUCCUUUAACGUAUUAGUACCUAUUAUUGUAUAGGUUACGUUGUAUUACGUAAAGGGGCACAGUACAUUUCUGGACACUACACUCAGUAUUUGUACCUCAGACUUAUUUUUUUCUUCUUAUAAUUAUGUUUUUUAUUUACAUUUUUACCAAUACUAUAACCCUGGUGUUGUUAAGAAUAACACAUCUUGUUUGUUUUAAUAUAAUCUUUAUAGUCUUUUUAUGUUACACAGUUGGAGUUUAUACCCAUAUUGAAAUAUUCUUUGCUUUGGACGAUUCUGUGAUUGUCUCUGUUAAAGUGGAUUUAAGUUGUUACUUGUUUUUUAGUACAAACAGACAUUUGUAUUAAGUUAAAGGAAACACUGAACAUUCAAAUUUCAGUAACAUAGUUUUGUUGGGGGGCUGGUUUCACAGACCCUGAAACCGAUCAUGUAUCUUUGUUAAAAAAAAAAAAAAAAAAAAAAAAAAAAAAAAAAGUAUAUUAAUAUUGUUUUGUAUUUUGUGAAAAUAAACUGUGCUGCUGGUUGGCAGAAUUUUUUUUUUUUCUUUUUUUUUUUUAAAUGUGUUUAGUUCAGACAUAACCAGCUGUUUCGGGUGACCUUUAAUGAAAAUGUAGUAUUGAAUUGAAGAUUUGUGUUUUUUUUAUUAUUUGUAAUCUGGUACAUUCUCUUUAUAAGUAAAAUAAGGUAGCCUCCAAAACAAAGCACAGAUACAAUAGCGGUCACAGGUUUGCUUGCAUGUGAUAAAACACACAGCGCUUCGUGUGUGUUUCUUGUCUGUUCGCUUUUGUUUUGUUUUGUUUUUUACAGUAAUAAAGUGUCAUUUGUGAGAUAUCAUUUGAUGUUUUGAAUAAAAUGUCUAAGUUA